This is a messenger RNA of Arachis stenosperma, 876 nucleotides long. RefSeq lists its product as uncharacterized. The transcript has a single exon. The record is from RefSeq and is a predicted model, not a curated record. The coding region runs from base 1 to 876 and encodes 291 amino acids. NCBI's taxonomy places the organism in Eukaryota, Viridiplantae, Streptophyta, Magnoliopsida, Fabales, Fabaceae.
AUGGCCGAACUAUUGGCCGGAAUGCAGAACAAUGACGAACGAAAAAGCAAGAAGGAAAACACCGAUCAACAUGAAGAACACCAGUCAGAAUCGAAUGUUAAAACGGAGAAAACUCACGUUAGAACAACAAGACGGCAAAAUAAUCCCUUCUCGGAAGAAAUAAUGAGCUUCAAAAUGCCCAAGAAUUUCACACUUCCGAUGACAUUAACGCCCUACAAGGGGAUCGGAGACCCUAAAAUCCACGUCACGAAGUUUGAAUCGAUGAUGUUCCUUAAUAGCGACUCCGAUCCCAUCCUGUGUAGAUCUUUCCCGACCUUUUUGGAUGGAGCUGCUUUAUUAUGGUUUUCUAACUUGCCCGCAGGAUCAAUAUCAAGUUUUGACGAGUUCACUAAACUAUUUGUAAACCAUUUUGCAGCAUCAAAGAUCUAUGUACGAGAUUCAGAUUACCUCAGCACCAUCAAGCAGGGGCCGCAAGAGAGCUUAAAAGAGUACAUGACGCGGCUCACAGAAGCAUCCAUGCAAAUACACGAUCUUAACCCCGAAGUACAACUGCACGCAAUCAAAAGCGGCCUCCGACCAGGGAAGUUUCAGGAAGCGAUUGCGGUGGAAAAACCGAAAAUGCUGGAAGAAUUCCGAAAAAAAGCCCAGGGCCAGAUUGAAAUUGAAGAACUCAGGGAGGCCCGAAGAAACGAAAAGCCGAUGAAAAAAGAAGAAGAAAUACCACAAAGGUCCACCGGCAGAGACAUAAGAAAGCCAUUCAAACUAGCGCCUAAGUUUGAUUCAUACACAAAAUUCAACACGAAACGGGAGGAUAUAAUCAAGGAGAUCCUGCAUAAUAAACUGAUCAAACCACCCGUCAGAGCGGGAACAUACUAA